Molecule: messenger RNA, 5517 nt
Organism: Pantherophis guttatus
Lineage: Eukaryota; Metazoa; Chordata; Lepidosauria; Squamata; Colubridae
Gene: HACD4
Product: 3-hydroxyacyl-CoA dehydratase 4
Biological process (GO): fatty acid elongation; sphingolipid biosynthetic process; very long-chain fatty acid biosynthetic process
Cellular component (GO): endoplasmic reticulum membrane
Molecular function (GO): 3-hydroxyacyl-CoA dehydratase activity
Source: RefSeq, a predicted model, not a curated record
AAAAAAUUCGCCUCCGCGGACGACAUUGUGCAGAAUUGCACAAGCAUUUCGUUGGGUUUGCCGGGGAAAUUGCCUAAGUUUCAACGCGAGGCUGCAAAAGAGAGAAGCCGCUGACACGUCGUUUCUUAAAAGCGUCUGCACAGAGGCAAUAUUUCUUUGACAGCUGGCAGCCUUGCAUGGAAAGGAAAGGCAAGGAAAGGCAAAGAAAGGGUCAUCGGGCUCUGCAGAAACGCGUCGCCAUCAUUGCAUUCCUGGCUUGAUCAAACCUUCUGGCACACACCGCCUCCGCGAUUUCGAAAGAAGGGACCCUCUCGUCUCCCCCCCCCUUUCUGCUCCAUUAAAAAGUUCAGACUUCGGACACCGUCGCCGGCUUUGGCCGCACUGGCUAUCGACGUAACCGAGGAGGAAGAGAAGGGAGGGAAGGAGGAAGGAGGGAGGGAGGGACGAUUUCCAGCUCGCCUCAGCUCAACGUCGGGAAUCGGCCGGCGGUGCAAAAGGAAGGCGCGGCCGUCGGAAAAGCGCGCGAGCGCGUAAAACUGAAGGACCGGAGAGCCGGAGCUGGAGCUGCCCCGGGAAAGAAACAGAAAAACAAUGAAUACAUAUAUAUUCAGCUAUUAUUUAAUUCAGUUUUGCGGACAUUCAUGGAUAUUUACCAAUAUGUUCAUCAGAUUCCUUUCAUUUGGGGAAGAUUCUGUUGCAGACACUUUCCAUUCUAUUGGACUUGUGAUGCGUAUUUGCCAGCUAGUAUCUAUACUAGAGCUUCUGCAUAUUCGAUUUGGCAUUGAGAAGGAUCAGUUUUUUCCAAGAUUCUUACAGAUCACAGAAAGAAUUGUCAUCUUAUUUGUUGCAAUAGCAAGUCAAGAAGAAGUUCAAGGGAAAGGCAUUGUAUGUGUCUUAUUUUUCCUUUGGAGUUGCAUUGAUGUCAUCAGGUACACAUAUUGCAUAUUAUUGGAGACGGGGAUAUAUUUUCAAGGACUAGCGUGGCUCUACCAUUCGCUAUGGAUUCCUUUCUAUCCUCUCUCUGUUUUGGCUCAAGCAUUUGCCAUAUAUGAAUCAUUGCCUCAUUUUGAAACCUCAGGCACUUAUUCCAUCCGAAUACUCUUUCCAUUUGAUCUAGCUAUUUACUUUCCCUAUGUACUGAAAAUUUACAUGGCAAUGUUAUUUGUGGGUAAGUUCUUUUAUUUCUUAGCAAAUACACCAGAGGAUGUAUAUGUAAGGCAUUGGCAGGAUUGGGUACUACACUCCCAUCCCUCACUGGGGCCUGACUGGUACAGGAAGAUCUUUAUUCACACAAGCCUCCCCUCUCUCAUUAUACCAGUGUAGUGUUUAAAGGUAUUCAGCAGUUACAUCAGAUUCCUGGUCAAACUAUAUACUAACUCUGAAUCAGCUAUAAACAGAUGGGUACAGUAUAUAUUAAUGCAAAGCUCUCAUCAGCUAUAGUGUGUUUUCCCACAUAUACUGAAUCCCAAAUGGAAAUAAUCAUGCCUAUUUCUUUAAAUGAUUUAAAUGACAAUGUAUUUCUUAAUUGUCAGAAGUGGGCUACUCUAUCAGGAGCCGUGGUGGGGCAGUGGUCAGAAUGUAGUAUUGCAGGCUAAUUCUGCUGACUGCCAGGAGUUUGAUUCUGACCGGGUCAAGGUUGACUCAGCCUUCCAUCCUUCUGAGGUCGGUAAAAUGAAAAACCAGAUUGUUGGGGGCAAUAGGCUGACACUAUAAACCGCUUAGAGGUCUGUAAAGCACUAUGAAGUGGUAUAUAAUUCUAAGUGCUAUUGCUAUUUUGUGUGUUCAGCUAUUUGGAUAUAUGUAUACUUAUAUAUGUACUGUUCAGAACACAAAUUAAUAUUGCCCAACACAUGGGUGUCAAACUCGCCAUGUCACAUUGAUGUCACAUGACAUUGCGAUGUUUGCCUUCAUGGAGCUGGGGUGGACGUGGCCUGUGCAUGAUGCAUCUGGCCCACGGGCCACCAGUUUCACAUAUCUGAUCAAAAAGAAUGAGGAUUGUCCUGCUGUCAUGAUGAUUUUCCUAACACCAUUUCAAGUAAUUUUGAGCCUAAUUUCCAUCUUCAUUUUGUUAGUAGUCCUAGUACAGAUUUUAUUUUUUUCUGAAGAUAUUAAACAAUAGGAAACAAAGAAUCUUGGAGGUCUAAGCAAAGAUCUCUGUGGCUACUGAAUCAGGAAAAUGUGCUAAUUUUUUCUAAAAUGUAAGUUGCUGUAGGUUAAAUAAAUAAUUUCAUUCAUUUUAAAAUAAAUACAUUUGAACAACUUUAAGGUCUGAGGAUUUGGGAGAGAGACUAUUAUUUGAUAAGAGUAAUGCUAUUAUGUACUUUAUGUUUCUUUUUUUCUUUUUAUGUUUCAAACACUGUGGUUUGGGUUUAGGUGCAUACUUCAUUGUUCAAUAUCUUUAUAUGGAACGGAAGACUUAUCUAGGAAGCAACAACAUCAAAGAGAAAAGAAGCUAACUCACGUUUUCGGUGGGAAAUGACAAAUUUCACCUUCCUAUGAAACAGCCUUUGCAACAAUUACCAAUGUAUCUAGUCAUUUGGAGAUUUCAAGUUUAAAAAAGCACACUACACUUUCUUAGCAAUUAGAUCGUCACUAACAGACUUUGUAUACAGAGGCACACCAGGCAGAAUCAAAAGAAUUCCUUGUCUGCGUAAACACGCUUUCAAUAGCUUUCUCAUAUUCAGUGGAAUGCAAAAGCUACGUGCUCUAUUGCUGUUACAGUUAAUGAGAACAUUACCUCAUUUAAAAGGCAGGAUAUUAUGUGCAUGCAUGUGUGUGUAUGUAUAUAUAUACACACUGGAGAAUUCUUUUAAAGUUAUCUAGGAGGUGUUCAUUGUUUCGGACGCUGCCAAAAAGCACCACAGCCAAAACGACCUUAUUCUUCCAACCUAAGUUUUUUUCAAUUGGUUUGAAGAAAUAUUAUGUGACAACCAGAAAAAAUGAUACAAUUUGAUAGCAAUAAUUAACCUUUUUAAAAGUAGGAUAUAUUGUCGGGCAUUUUGUGUGCGCCUAAAAUUUUGAUUAUAUGUCUGGUGAUAUGUUGCAAAUCGUAACAUGUAUCCACCCAAGUAUAGAUAAAAUAGGAAUGGGCUUUCUAUAACUCAGGAACCUUAUUUAUUCCCAAAUCUGUAUUUUGCUAUUCUGGAGCUUCUUAGGAUAAUGCCAUUGAAAUUUAAUGGCAAAAGGCUUCUUAUCAGCCACAUGAUUUUAAAUAUGUUUUUAGGAUUUUCAAAGUAAGUAUGCUAAGCCUUUCAAAACCUUAAAACUCUGACUUCUUGUAUUCUUUCUCUCAAUCAGCCACAUCCCUGAAAUGCUGAGGUUGAAAAGUUAUUUUUAAAAUGGUGCUCACCCCUCUGUUAAAGCAUACGUGUGAAUGUAUUCCUUAUGAUUAGUCGUUAUAUAAUAGUAGCAACAUUUUUGAAAGUCCUCCAAAUUUCAACACUGAUUGCCUUCUCCUUGUGACUCCUUAUUUUUAAUCUAUAUUUUUCCUUGGGGAAAUCCUCCCUUUUCGUGUUCCAUAGUUGCACUUCAUUUCAGAAAUGCAUGUAUUUAAAGGAAGAAUAAAGUAUGCUGAAAUGAGUGGAGAUUUUAGGGAGAUAGAAAUAUUGAUGUUCAAAACAUUGGGAGAUGGGUAGGGAUAAUAGGUAGAGAAAUCUUGAUAUUAACUAGGUACAGAAACCAGAACUUUUUAUAUGAAUGUUGUUGGAUCAAAUCCCUCCAUCAUGCUUCUGUAGCUUUUUUUCUGGGAAACUUUGUUUUGAUCUGAGGCUUAAAUAUAGUUUAGGGUGCUAGGAUCCUCUUCCAUGUCUUCUCUAUCACCAUAAGUGAACUUUUUUUUUAAGUCUAUGACCUCAUAUUUUGGAGCAAAAUUAAAUGCUUAAGGCAAGAAAACCUAUCACUUGGCCAUACAGAGGCCUAGUUCUGAUUAAAAUGACACACCUCUGUUUGAACUAUACUCCUCCAUACUUGUAGGCUCAUUAAUGUGAAUGCAUCUCCAUAUAAAACAUUUUUUUCCACAGAGAAAACCAGUGCAAAAUAGGAUCAUUUAUUUCCAUGUUGAAGGAACCCUUGGGGAAAUACUUUCUUGUCAGCCUAAUUUCCUUGGUACCGAUAGUGGCAGUAGGAAUAUCAAUGAACAGUGGGUAGCCGCAUUGUCUAACAAAUAAAACACAUUCAAAAGUUCAAUUUUUCAAGGCAACAUCUUUAAUCUUGCCACUCUAAAGUUGUCAAGUGCAAUGCUGACCAACGUUUUGUGAAAUCUUCUUGCCUUGUUUAAACUUCCUUACCCAACUCCCACUUUCUACUAGUAAUUCUUUCUUUCUUUCUUUCUUCCUUCCUUCCUUCCUUCCUUCCUUUCUUCCUUCCUUCCUUCCUUCCUUCUUUUUCUUUCCUCUCUUUCUCAUUAAUAGAACAAAUAGGGAGGAUUUUUCAAUAUAUAUAUAUUCAAAUAGGGAAGAUUUUUAAGUCUCUUUCCCCAGGAAAAAUAACAAUAUGUCUGUAACAGAAGCUCUUAUUCCACAGCAUAAAAGAUUUUUAGCAAGGCAUGUAUCACCAACAUAUACGGUAUCUGUUUCUUCAUGAUCCCUACCAGCCAUAAGCUUUUGUCCAUACUGCUUUCUUCUUAAACUCUGGGAGAGAUCUCAGGGCCAAUAAAGAAGCUGUUAAAAGAACACACACAAUAUCAGCAAUGGAAACAGAAACAAGCCUUCUGCUUGUUGCCUGCCUGCAAGAGUUUGAAAGUCAAUUAACUUCACAGGUAAAACUCCCUUGGAUUAAAUCAAAGGCCCAUCAAACCCAGCCUUCUUUUUCUGAGAGCAGCAAGAGUUUACGGAAAAUCCACAAACAGGAACUGAACAGAAAAAAACGCUUGAAUUCUUCACAUCUAGAAGCCAAUAAAAGGCUCGUCCUCUAGGAAAAGUAUUUAUAUGAAAAACAUUUCAAAAUCCCUGAAGUAGCCUUUUUUAGUUGAUGUUAACCAAAUUGUCCCCUCUUUAGCCAAUACAGACAAAGGUCUGAGACCUGAAGCUAAAAGAGUACCCUCGACUGUCCACAACCUUAUAAUGUGAUGUGUAAAAUAAGUUUAAAUAACUAUCUUUUGUAAACAUGUUUUGCUUUUAAAUUGAUAUAAAUCACCUUUUUUUUUACAAAAACAAAGCGUUAUUAUUUAUCUAAGUUGGAAGUCUAUAAGUAACUCAGUUUCUACCAUACCUUUCAAAAGAUCUCUGGAAGACUGAGUGAGCAUUUCAUUAGCAUUCUCCAUUAGGCUAAACAGCCAGUCAAUAAACUGUGAAUAAAUUUAAAACUCAAAUGUUAGAAUUGGUUUUUUUUUAAAAUUAAAAUAACUCAAUCAAGCCUUCUCAACUUUGUCUAGACAUGUUGGAAUACAGUUAUUGCCAUCUCAAAAGUCACCGAUUAUGUGGGUUGGUGCAGAUGGGAAAUGUAGUUCAAAGCAUUGGGAGAGAGGGAGGGGUAACAAAACAUUGGAGAAACCUGCUUUAAUUAAAGUUGACAAGCUGA